Paramecium pentaurelia is the source of this 4868-nucleotide messenger RNA. NCBI's taxonomy places the organism in Eukaryota, Ciliophora, Oligohymenophorea, Peniculida, Parameciidae. The record is from the annotation of a GenBank genome assembly.
AUGUAAAAGAGACAAUAAAUCAAUCAAAUAGUCAAUUCUUUAAAAUAUAAAUUUUUCAAGUAAUCCUCCUUCUAUUUAGAGUUAUUUAUCUUAUACUUAAGUAAUGGUCGAACUAUUAGUGGAUAACUAUAAUUAUAUGCCUAACUUAGUAUCUAUAAUAUACUUAUUUAAAUUUUGGUCUUAAAGUUUAGUAUGUGUGGAGAAAUAAGGCAUAUACUGAUAUGAUUAAUCUAUUAUUGAAGUAACUUCUAAAAUAUUAAAUAGGUAUUUCACUAUUACAAUUUCUGUAAAAAAUUUGGGAAUUAGAACUUAUCUUACAAUAUUUUAUUUUUGCUUAGGCUUAGUGUUAUUUUCAAUAUUGUUAAUAAUGCUAUUGGCAUUUGUAAUUUAAAAUAAGAAAUUGUAGAAAGGACCAUUAAUAUUGUUACGUCUUUUGUUAAGAAUUAUUCUUACUUUUGGUUUCUGGCCAAUAGUAAGAAUGUAAUUUGGUUUAUUGGCAUGUGAAUAUAAUAAGAAAGGUAAAUUGAUUAUGAUGUUUGAAUAAUCUUAAGAGUGUUGGACAUCAGACUAUUAUAUUCAUGCAAUGAUGGCAAUAUUUGGAUUGAUUAUCACAUUGACAUUUAGUGUGUUGAUGGCACUUGUAACAUAUGAAUCAAGAAGAACAGAUUAAGAUGCUAAUGCAAUGAGAAAUGGAAGAUCUUAUUAUUAGUUGUUAAUCUAUAUUUUUACACAAAUAAUGACAUACUAAUUAUUAGCGACUCCUGAAUAUACAAUAUUAAUAAUUGCAGUCUUUUUGAUAGGUAGUUCUAUUGUAUUUAUUAAUACACAUAUAGAUCAACCUUAUUAUGAUACAUUUAUAUAAAAAAUGUGGUCAAUAUUAGCUGGAGUAAAUUUUUGGACAAUUAUUAUGAUGUUCUAUUCAUAUCUUUUAGAUGGUAAAACCUUCUAAAACACUAUUUAAGCAUGGUUAUUAGGUAUUCCUUUAAUUAUUGGAAUCAUUAUGUUUAGAUAAAGAGAAUCAUUUGAUUUAAUGAAAGCUAAUUUAAUAAAAUUUUAGAAUGGAUCAGAAGUCAUAAAGUUAUGUGAAUAUCUUUUAAUUCUUAUUAAUAACUCAAAUUAAUCUUAGAAAUAUUAACUAUUGAUUGAUAGUUAUAUUGAAGUUCAUAAAGAAGUUUGUAAUAGAAAUGAUUGCGUUGUGAAACUUAAAGAAGAAAUGGCAAAUAAAUUUAAAGGAAAUCCUAAAUACACUAAUAGAAAACAUAUUAUUAAUGAAUUGAUUACUUAAAUUUAUUAGGAAUCUAUUAAGAAUUUUCCUGAAGAUAUUUAAUUAAGACUCAGUUAUGUUUAUUUUCUUUAUGAGAAUAAAAAAUCAUACUCUUUAAUUAUGUCAGAACUUAUUUAAGCUAUGGAAUUCAAACCAACUUUUGAUUAUGAAUUUCAUAUUUAUAGAUACAAAUUAAUUAUUGAAGAGGAAUCUCAAUAGAAAGCAGAAUAAUUUGAUAUAUCUAAUUCAAUUAAAUAAAACAAGGAAUUAAUUGAUAUUUUAGAAUAAACAACAUUAUAAAUGAUAGAUUUUUGGAUUUCUAUGUCUGAUGAUCAUCCAGAUAUGCAUAAGUUAAUGAGUUUAGGUUUCAAAAUUUUAAAAUAAAAAGAAGAAAUUGAUUAAUAUUGGGCAAAGUUAAAAAAUAGCGACUCUUUAAAAUUAUUUAAUUUGAUGGCUAAAUUUCAUCAUUUAGUAUUAGAUGAUUAAGAAAUUUCAGAUCAAAUAUAAAAUCAACUUUGGGUAUUAUAGAAAAUUAAAUAAUAAGAAGUAAAUGAAAUAGAAGAAGUAUGCAAUAAAUCAAUACCAACAUUAGUAGUUACAGCAUAAUUUUAAAAUUUUCAUAUUUAAACAGUUAAUAAAGCUCUUUGUAGUCUUCUUGGUUAUUCUAAGACAGAUCUAAUUGGAAGAUCUGUAAAUUAAGUUAUACCAGAAUUGUAAAUAUUGAUAUAUAUCAUUAUAGAUAUGCCAUUCCACAUAAUUGUUGUUUGGAAUUAUUUAUUGAAAAUUAAGCAAAAUAUUAAUAAAAUUUAAUUACUUAGACUGUCUACUUAUAAGCAAAGAGUAAUUAUAUAAUUCCUCUAUAUUCAAAUGUAAAAUUAAUAUAAACAAAUAACAAUUAAUUGUAUUUUAUUGCAUAAUAUCAAUAAACUUUUAGUCCAAAAUAAUAAUGUUUAUUAUUAUUAGAUAGUGAAGGUUAUAUAGAAAAUAUUACAAGUUCUUGUAUUAUAUUAUUAAGAUUGGAUAUUAUUAAAAUAUAAAUGAGAAGAAUUAAUAUUAAAGAAUUAUUUCCUGAUUUUCAUUUUAGAAAAUAAGAAUUUCUAUCAAAAAGUGGAGCCAAAUUACAUCUUAUUCCUCAUGGUUUGAAAUAUAGUACAAGAACUUUAGAUACAGUAAGUAUUUAUGAAUAGAUCGAUUUUUAAUGCUAUUUAAAUUAUAUUUAAUUUCCAUGUCUUAAAGAUGAAUAAUUUUAUGGUAUAGUAAUGAGAUUAGAAAAAAUUAAAUGUCAUAAUGCUUCAGAAUCUAUUUUAAAAUUAGGUCCAUAAUAACCCAGAAAAACUAAAUUUCCUAUUUUUUAAUAUAUUCCUCCUUCAGUUUAUUAUUUGGAUUAUUUGAGUGUAACUGAGAUUGAAGAAUCAAUGGAUCUUAAAUCAUCUUAAGAUAAUUAACAUAAAUUAUCAAAAAUUGUAGAUUAUUUUUGUAUGGUUAAAAGGAUGUCUUAAUCUUAAAAACAUAGUAUUCAUUAUGAUAAUGGAAUUAAAGUAAAACGAUUAUGGGAUGGAUAAAUUAAAGAUUUAGAAGAAUUUAAUAUAGAUUAGUAAUAAUUAGAAGAUGAAGAAGAGGAAUAACUAAAUUCUUAAUUAUUAAGUAAGGAAAAAGAUAAAGAGAUGUAGGAAUUUCAACAUUACUUUGAAUUAUUUUAAUCUAAAACAUCAAUGUACAAAUUAUUAAUUAAUUCUAAUGUUUCAAAAGGAUUUUAGAUAUUAAAUUAUUUAGUGAAUAUAUCAUUAUUUAUUCUCUACAUAUCUGGUUUGUUAGUAUUUAUAUUUAAUUUGAAUGAUGAUACAAAUGUAUCUAGUAUGAUAUUUAAUUUGAGUUUGAAUAAUAAAAGAUUAUCAAGUUGUUUGAUGAUAUAAACAAUUCUAUAAGAUGUUAGAAUACUAAAUUAUGGUAGGUAGUUAAAUGAUAAUUAGGAUAACUUUGAAUAAUAAUAUAAAAGUAAUUUAGAUUAAUUAAAUUAAGAAAUAUAAGAUUUAAUUUAAAUCCAUACUUAAUUAAUCACAUCUGAAAUAUUAAUUAAUCAAGAAUAUCUAGAAUAUUCUGAUUUAUAUUUUUCAUCAAAUGUGGAACUUUAAUCAAUUGAUGGUAGUAAGGAAAAUUAUACAUAUAAAGAAGCUAUUGAUUUAUUAAUUGGUAAAGCUUUAUAUUUAAAUUCUGGAAACAUUUCUAAAUUUAAUGACUCUGAUGUUGAUUUUUAUUUUUACAACUACAACACGAUAAAUUCAGUAACAAAAAAUUAUUAAAUUCCUUUAAAUUAUCGUUAUUAUUCAAUUAAAUCUGUUGCAUAAAAUUCAUUAGAUAAUAAAUUGAUUUUUUUGAUUCUAUAAACCUUAUUACAAUUAGUUGCAUAUAUCUUAAUUGCCUUAUAUUUAAUUUAAUUUAAUAGAUUUUAACAUUAAAUUUAUGAAUUAUUUUUUGAAGUUAAUUAGAUACAAAUUAAAAAUAUAGUUUAGAAAUGCGAAUCUUUUUUAUCAUUCUUAAAUGUUGGAGAAGAUGAAAAUGUAUGAAAAAUAUUUACUAUAAAAUAGGAUGAAGUUUAAGAUGAGAAAGAAUAGAAAUACAUAUCUGAUUAGGAUGAAAACAAAAUGAUGAAUAAUAAAUAAAUAAAAAAUUGGAAAAAUAGCAAUAAAAAAUUCAAAAAAUUCAUGGCUGCUGUCUUCUUUAUAUUUGCAAUUAUUGAAGCAUAUUUUAUUUAUUAAUAUAUCUCAGCUUAAUAAGUUGUAGAAGCUACUUUUAAUUUGAGUCCCAUUUUAAAUGCAACAUCUUUAUUAGAAUCUCAAUAUAGAUUAGGAGACAAUGCUAUAAGAGAGUAUUUUGUAAAUCCGAAUUAGAGUAUUUAUUGUAAUCCUAAUCCUUUGAAAUUUAUCAAUAAUUAUUUUGAUAGACUUUAUGAAACUAAUGCAGAAAUGCAGACUAAAUUUACAUAAAAUUUAGAUUUGUUUUAACCUGAUUAUAUAAAUCUAUUUCAAUAACUAUUUGUCAAAAAUCCAUGUCCUACAUUAGGAUUAUUACAAGAAUUCAUUACAGAAGAUUAUUGUAACUCUUUUUUUAAUGGAGUUGUUUCUGAAGGUUUGUCUAUUGGAUUAACUAAAUAUUUUGAGAGUCUUGAAAUAUUCCUUUUAUAAUAUUAAGGAUAUUAAUAUUAACAUACUACUACUGAUGAAGGAGAGAAUAGUAAUGAAAUAAGAAAUUUAGUGAUAUUUUUAUUAAAUACUACUUUAAGUGUUGAAAUAAGAACUAUGGAGAAAGUAGUUAUAAGAUACACUUAAAGAUAUUUAAUUGAUUAAUUAGAAUAAAGUAUUAGAGAUUCAUUUAGUCAAUUAUCUUUAACAAGAAUCUUGCUAUUUAUUUGUUUUACAUUUUAUUUAUUAUUUAUAACUUUUUUCUUUUGGAUUCCCGCAAAUUAGAAUUUAGUUAGAUAAAUAUAAAAAAGUAGAACAUUAAUUUUAUGUAUGCCUAUGUCAACUUUGAUGAAGUAAUUAAUUAUUAAUUUUGAUUUAGUUCUGCCUUAGUUAGGAGAUAUAUAAGAUAAGUAUUGAAAAAUUGA